CGCACAGGCGCGGUGCGGCGGGCGGGGCGGGGCCGCCUGUCCCGCACACAAAAGGGAGCGGAGCGAGGGAGAGGCGACAGUGGCGAUUGGUCGUUUUGUCCGCUGGGUCCUGCCGGGGAACGGUGACACCCGAGGGGAACCGUGACACCCGGCUGUGCCGCCGCCAUGUCCCGCCGCAGCCAGCGCCUUGUCACUACGCGCUAUUACCCCGGGGAGGACGAUGCAGCGACCAGCAGCAGCAGCAGCUCCUUGCUGGGGAGCUCCUUCAAGGAGAGCAGCGGCAGGAUGGCAAGGAGGAAAUCGAGCAGCAUGAAACGCCUUUCUCCUGACCCAAGCACCCAAACCUCCUACUACAGCGAGUCCAUGAUGAGUGAAUCCUACCUGGGGGGUAGCCGGGGCCUUGCUGCCCUGGGCAGCUCUGUGCUGGAUGAUGACCUGGACAGCAGCAUGUACUGGGGGGCAGGCAGGGAGUUCUCCAACAGGAGGAGGAGAGGCACAGAAGACUCAGAGUCCAGGAAGAUUAAUGGGCUGCUGGAGAGCAAGACGUAUGACACUUAUGCCUCUUCGUCUGGAUACUCCUCAGAAGACGAUUAUGCUGGUCACUUGGACUCAGGCCAGAGUAGCUCAUCGUCAGGGCUGAAGACCGCAGCCUCUCGGGUGGGCUCCUUUCUCUGGCAGGUGCUCACCUUCCCAGUUUGGUUUGUGAGAUGGCUCUUAUCGGGUCUGGCAUCUGCCUGGCACCGUGUCACUGGCAUGGAUCUCCGCCUGGGUGAUGUUCCCCUCUCCAGGUGCUACCUGUGGCUGAAGAGGUCCCUGCUGCUGCUACUGCUUCUCCUUGUCCUCACCGCGGCUGCCUAUGGAGCUUGGUACUUCUAUCCAUACGGACUGUCGACACUUAGCCUCCCCGCCUUUCCAUGGCACGGAGCUGGAAAGCUUUCCUCCUCUGGAGCAGGAGACCUGACCGCGCUGGACAAGGGGCUACAGGGGGAGCACCAGCUCCUGGCUCGCUUCCAGGCACUGGAGAAGAGCCUGGAGGCGCUGCAGGACAAGAUCUCCAAGGGGGAGCUCUGGCAGAUGGCAGCAACAGGGGCACAGCCACCCCUGGAAGAUGUUCUGGCACUGCUGGAGAGGCUGAUGAGCCACCGGGACACAGGGCUAAAAGAGCAUCUCAGCAGUGACAUGACCAGGCUCCUGCAGGGUGAGCUGGAUGCCUUGCGUGCCCAGGUGCAGAGGGAUUUAGACAAGCGCCUGGACAAGAUGGGAAAGUCUUCUCAGGAGAUGGAGGCCCGCUUCCUGGAGCUGAACUCGCAGUGGCAGAGCUCAGCACAGGAGGGCCUGCGAAGGAGCUUGCGGCAGGAGGCGGAGCAGGAGAUGGCAGUGCUUAAGAGGGAGCUGGUGCACCUCAAAUCAGAGCAGGAGCUUCUGGGGAAGCACGUGGAGGAGAUACUGGAGAAGCUGAAGGCGAUGCGGACAGAUGUGGAAGCGCAGUUUCCAGCAUGGCUCAGUCAGUUCCUGUCGCAGUCGCGGCAGGACGGUGCUGCUGGCCUCAUCCUACAGAAGGAAGACUUGCAGACGGAACUCCAGUCCCUGGAGCAGAAAAUCCUGGCCAAAGUCUUGGAGGACCAGGCGCUGUUGGUGCAGGAUAUUCAGGCUGGUACUGGAGUGGCUGUGCGGGAAGGGGUGACAGAGGAGCAAGUGCAUCACAUUGUGAGCCAAGCCCUGCAGCGCUACAGUGAGGACCGCAUCGGGAUGGUCGACUACGCCUUGGAGUCAGCGGGAGCCAGUGUCAUCAACACCCGCUGCUCAGAGACCUACGAGAUGCGGACUGCACUGCUGAGCUUGUUCGGCAUCCCCCUGUGGUACCACUCUCAGUCCCCUCGUGUCAUCCUACAGCCUGACGUCAACCCUGGGAACUGCUGGGCAUUUCGUGGGUCCCAGGGCUUUGCUGUCAUCCGUCUGUCCAGCAUCAUCCACCCCACGGCUGUGACGCUAGAGCACAUCCCAAAAGCCCUCUCGCCUCACGGGACCAUCUCCAGUGCCCCCAGGGAUUUUGCUGUCUAUGGCUUGAAGGAAGAGGGAGAAGAAGAGGGCCUUCUCCUGGGGCAGUUCACCUAUGACCAUGAUGGUGACCCCAUCCAAACUUUUUACUUCAAGGCUGAUUCCAUGGGCACCUACCAGCUGGUGGAGCUCCGUGUGCUGAGCAAUUGGGGCCAUCCUGAAUACACCUGCAUCUACCGUUUCCGUGUCCAUGGGGAGCCAGCACACUGAUUUCCAGCUCCCACAUGGGAUGAGGAAUGCUGCUGAGCUGAGAGCAGGAAGAGUUUUGUCUGUUUUGCUGCUUUGCAUUAAGAAGUCCUGGGAUGCACCCGCAGCUGUCCCAGGGAAGCUGCUCCUCUUCAGGGAGAAGAUCUGGUGUUUAAGGAGUGAGGCUUUCACUCUUCCAAGGACUGAGGUGGUGAGACAAGAUCAUCCCAUGUUGGUUCGAGUGUGCAGCCUGACUUGUUUUCAGUGUGUAUUGGAUACUUUAACUUUUUAAGCUAAUUUUUUAUCGAGUCCGCGCGGCCGCUUGUCCCUGUUGCCCUGCUCCUCUCUGACGGUGUGCCUAGCAUUGCUGGGGCUUGGGAAAGAGGUAUGUAACCUUGCAAUGUGCUUCACACAGGCUUGGGCACAAUACAGCAUAUGGGACUGUGGUGACUGGCUCAGUGGUGUCAGAGUAGGUGGGAGACAGUGGUCGUGGCCACCCAAUCUCUCCUCUUCACAUAAGGUCAUUUCUCCUGCCUUGGUGUUGGCUAAGAUCUCUAGACCUUCAAUGCUGGGCUAGCAAAGGGGAAAUAAGACAGUGUUAAUGAAGUAUUAACAUUAAAACUAAAGGUUUGGGACAGCAGGAGGGGAGAAGUUUGCCGGAGCUCACCUGGGUGCUGUUGUCCAUCCACUCGAGCUCUCUUGCUGCUGGUGGCUUUGUUGGCCCCCCCAGCUGGCCGGCUCCCUGGUGGUACGCUUGAUGAUGCUCUGGAAAGCUCCUGUUGCCUGCUUCUGGGGUUUCUUUUUUUUUUUUUUUAGUGUUUUUGUUUUGUUAUUUUUUUAAGGGGGUUGGGGAGGGUGGAUAUUUUCUAGUUGGGAGUUGGGGAUUUUUUUGUAGUAAGAAAGGAAAAAAUACUUUUUACAUGUGAUUUCUACUUAACCGGAGAAUGUUACGUGGUGCCGCUUGGGUGAGUGGCUUAGACACAGAGAGGGUUAGAGCUUUGUUUACUAGGAGAAUAGCACACACAGUGCUGGACUGAGAUGAUGUUCAAAAUAUGGGCCUUGAGUUGUCGGUGGCUUGGUAGCUGGACCUAGGAGACAAAGUCCUCUGUGGACUGCUGCUCAGUGGUGUGCCAGAGGCACACCUGCCUUCUUUGCUCUGGAGAUGUCCUCUGAGACUGCAGUAUGUGGCGGUGGCCUUUUUGCCCAUGGCUGCAUCUGUAUAUAGGAGACUGUUCAUAGCAGGCAGGAGCUGCUGCCCUGGUGGUAUGUUCGACUCUCUCUGUGCCUCAGUGCUCUUUGGGAUGGGAGAGCGGGCAAUCUAUAGGGACUGCAGUUGUCAGAAUGCUUCUUCACCUCGGGGGGGGGAGGGAGAGGGGGAGCAGGGCCUCCCCCAACCUGCAGCACUAAGAGCUGCCUCCAUCACCUCCCAGUUCCCAAUGACAGAUGGCUGGCACAGACUUGUCUUUGUUUCUCUUGGAAAGACUUCCUUUCCCUCCUGCCUUCUUGCUGGCAUGGCUCAACUCCUUGAGCCCUGGCUGCAGAGGACAAGGCUGGAGCAGGACAGGGAGUCCUGCCUGCAGUGGGCAUGCAAAUCCUACCUCUACCCAUCAUGGGAUGGGGUAGAGUCGUGGCAGGGGAGGUUAGGAAGGAUGUGCAGGGACCUGCCCUGGGCCUGAGAAGUCCCAGGGCCAUCUGGCUGUUCCAUGUCCUGGCUGCCUGCAGCACACUUUGUUUGGCUUAUGUUCUUGGACGGUAUUUAUAUCCUCCACGUUUGUCUUGCUUUUUGUUGAAAGAAAAGCUAAAGGGCUCAUGUUUAGUGUUUCAGCCCUGUCUGAUGCUGGCAUCGUCUUCCCCUGGCACUGUGAGCACUGGGGGAGCGCCUUGAACCGAUUCCCACUCUGGUCUCCACUUGAAACACUGUAGGGCGAGGGCUGUAGAGGAGAGGAAGGGGCUGAAGAAGUGUCUUCCCUUCAGCAUGUGCAUUGGUCAGAGGUGCUGAGCCCUGACCCUCUUUGUGCUAGAGGGGAUGAGGAUUAUGACAGUACAUUCCUUCUGGAGGGUCUCCUCAUUGCAAGCUAGGGACACGAGCCCAAAGCUUGCAGCCCAACCCUCCUAGAGGCUAAAACUACCCUGUGGAGCCCCCUGCAGAGCUGGGAGGCCCUGCUGCCAGGAGAAAGCAGACCUAUAGCCAGAUCCAGUGACAAUGAAUUCUGUCCUAUAUUGAGCGUAGUCUUAAUUCUUGGCAUCUGCAGCCAAAGUUAUUUUAAACUUGUCUACAUGCCUUGGAGUCAUAUCUGUGAGUGCCCUGUGCACACAGCGUUGUGCUUUUUCUGAAUGCCUAGGCCUGUCCCAGGCUCAGCAAAGCAGCUCCUGUAUUUAAUUGAACCAUAAAGAGAGCAGAGAUGAAGCUCUCCCCUUCCCCCAGGUUUUCUCUGGCUGGUAGAGAAAAGGCUAGAACUUUGAGGCUGGAAAUCCCCUUUUCCUGCCUCCCUUCUGGCUCCCUGCCCUCUGGGUUGGGCUGUGAGAGUGGGUGAUCUCUUGGUAAAUGAAGCAUGCUGGUGAAAGUUAGGAAAGGGUGACCUCUUCCCCCAAGAAGAGAGUUGGAGCAGAGUCUCUGCUCCUUCUGGGGGGGGUAUUAACUUGCCUAUGGGGCAGGGCUGCAGCCUGAGCGCCUGUACAGAGUGCUGGGCCAACUGCCUUUUGCCAGCACCAGCUUCCAGUCUUCCUAUAGCACUUUUCUGAGCUGCAAAGGAAAAGAGGGCACUUGAAACUGCUGGUUCAGCACAGGGUGUCUGCCCGGGGGUAUUGAAUCCUAGUCCUGGUGCAGAAGAUGAGCCUGGUGAGGCAGAAGUGUGAGACAGCUGUGGAAGCACAUUUCCCGC
Molecule: messenger RNA, 5126 nt
Organism: Cuculus canorus (common cuckoo)
Lineage: Eukaryota; Metazoa; Chordata; Aves; Cuculiformes; Cuculidae
Gene: SUN2
Product: Sad1 and UNC84 domain containing 2
Exons: 18
Coding region: 166-2268 (700 amino acids)
Biological process (GO): nuclear envelope organization
Cellular component (GO): meiotic nuclear membrane microtubule tethering complex; nuclear envelope
Molecular function (GO): protein-membrane adaptor activity
Source: RefSeq, a predicted model, not a curated record